Molecule: messenger RNA, 2092 nt
Organism: Ogataea polymorpha
Lineage: Eukaryota; Fungi; Ascomycota; Pichiomycetes; Pichiales; Pichiaceae
Exons: 1
Coding region: 31-1425 (464 amino acids)
Biological process (GO): fungal-type cell wall biogenesis; carbohydrate catabolic process; budding cell bud growth
Molecular function (GO): mannan endo-1,6-alpha-mannosidase activity
Source: RefSeq, a predicted model, not a curated record
GUCUCCAGUCAGAAGCCUAUGGGUACAAUCAUGAUUUGGUUAUCAUUCUUAUCAUACCUCCUUCUGGGGCCUGUGACAGGUCUUGACUUGGACACCACUUCACAGGAUUCUGUUUGCGAUGCAGCCACUUUAAUCAUCGAUGGUAUUAUGGACUAUUAUGAAGGAAUUCGCUAUGGAGGAACCGUAGGUAUGUUCCAGGCUCCUUAUUAUUGGUGGCUUGCCGGAGAAGUGUUUGGAGGUAUGAUCGACACAUGGUAUUUUUGUGAAAAUGAUACCUACGAGACGAUCAUCUACGACGCCUUAUUAGCCCAAAUUGGACAUGAUAAAGACUACAUGCCUUCAAAUCAGACUGCAACUGAAGGUAACGACGAUCAAGCAUUUUGGGGACUUGCGGCUCUCCAGGCUGCUGAGAGAAACUUCACCAACCCUUCGGGAGAAUAUGAGGACGUUUCUUGGAUGGGGUUGGCUCAAGCAGUGUACAACACCAUGUGGGCCAGAUGGGAUACCAGUAACUGUGGUGGAGGCUUGAGAUGGCAAAUCUUUACAUGGAAUACGGGUUAUGACUACAAAAACUCUGUGUCCAAUGCUGGUCUGUUCAACAUUGCUGCUAGAAUAGCCAGAUACACUUCCAAUGAUUCUUAUGCCGAGACAGCUGAAACUGUUUAUAAUUGGCUCAGAGAUGUGAAUUUCAUCACCUUGGAAGGAGAUGGCUACCAAGUGUUUGAUGGCGCCAAAAUUGGAACUGAUAACUGUUCUACCCUGUCCAAAUCCGAGUGGACCUAUAACUACGGUCUGUUGAUUGGUGGUUGUGCUUACAUGUACAAUUACACUGAGGAUGAAAGCUGGUUGACUGAAGUGGGAAGAUUUUACGAAGGAAUAUCGGCAAUUUUCCUCAACAACUCGAUCAUUUAUGAGCGUCAAUGUCAAGAAUCAGGAACUUGCAACAAUGACCAAAGAUCUUUCAAGUCAGUGUUCAGUCGCAUGCUUGGAGCAACAGCCAAGUUGGUUCCCGAUUACCAUGACAAAAUUAUGGACAUUAUUACGGCUUCUGCCCAAGGAGCAGCCAGUUCCUGUAGCGGAGGAAGCGAUGGGCACACAUGUGGUAUGAAUUGGGCAUACGGGGGAUGGGAUGGUUGGUACGGUCUUGGAGAACAAAUUUCGGCCCUCGAAGUGAUGCAAAAUCUGCUUAUAGAUCAGCACGACGCCCCAUAUUCUUACUACGGCGGACAACGUACCAACGACACCAGCUCUACACGUGGAGGCGGGUCGUCUUCCAUAGACGACGAGGCAGGUACCGAUGCUGAUGACGACUCUUUGAACGCAAACGCCAUGAAAAUCAAUUCAAAGGAUCGUGUGGGGGCCGGAAUAAUUACAGGAAUUGUUUUGGCCAUUGUGAUUGCGCUCACUGUUUGGAUGCUUGUGUGAAACUCAACACUUUCCCAAUAUCCAUAAGGGAGGAAACAACAUAAAACUUCUGAUCGAUUUGGCGCACCGUUUCUGUUUCACCAAUAAGACCGGAAGUGUGGUCUCUGUCGAUCAAGAUAGAGCCCAGGCCAGCACCAAGUGCACAAUUUACAUCAUUCUCCAUGUCUUCGCCAACAUGCCACGCUUCAUCAAGGCUUAUAAAAUUUCUUCUUUGUACCUGUUCCAAUAUUAGUUUGAAAAAUUCGCUGUCAGGCUUAGAUAUCUCUAGAUCGUAACUCAGAAAAAUAUCCUGUGGUUUGAAAAAGUUGCCGAGCCCGAACUCGUCAAUGAUCAGUCGCAAAACUCUUCGAUCUGCGUUAGAGGCAAUACAUGUUUGAACCUUUGAAGCCUUGACUGAGUUUAGGAAGGGCAGGACAUCUUCAAAUACAUUGUAAGCGUCCCGUGUCUCAAAAUGCUUGAUUAUGUCAUCGACAAACUUGUAGUUGCCCCCAUAAAGCGUAGACAAAACGUGACGCCAGAAAGUGUCUAUCGGCAUAUGUGCCACUUUACCAUAGUUGGGAUAUCUCCGCCAUACGCUCUUAAAGGCGCUUUUAAACCUUUGUUCAAAUUCCUCGGUGUUCAGAACUGCGCUGGCGCUGCUUGCGCCUGCGAUACGAUUGUAAACCAC